Paecilomyces variotii is the source of this 1089-nucleotide messenger RNA. RefSeq names its product translation initiation factor eIF 4e-like domain-containing protein. The record is from RefSeq and is a predicted model, not a curated record. The coding region runs from base 1 to 1089 and encodes 362 amino acids. Lineage: Eukaryota; Fungi; Ascomycota; Eurotiomycetes; Eurotiales; Thermoascaceae. Gene Ontology annotation, cellular component: eukaryotic translation initiation factor 4F complex. Gene Ontology annotation, molecular function: translation initiation factor activity; RNA 7-methylguanosine cap binding. Gene Ontology annotation, biological process: translational initiation. The transcript has 2 exons.
AUGCCUAUCGCUUACAGUACCAAAGCAGGGAGUAAAGAACCUCACAAAGCCUUGUGGGCGAGCGACUACGUUCUUCUGCUCAACGGAGGUCUCCUUUCGGAACUUGACAUCUACUACGGCUUCAAGGCGUACCUAUCGAAGGAUCUGGUUGAUCUCGGCCCAGAUCAGUAUAUUCGCCUCUUGCGAAGCUACCUGCCCCCGGACCACUCCCGAGACAUCCUCCGUGAAGCUGGUUCUAACGGGCCUCUUCUUGACCCGUUGAGCCUGAAGACUUUCAACUACCUCCGUGACUUCUCGGUCAUCACGGCAAGAUACAUGCAAAAGCUUGAUAACGGCAAGUCCAGUAUGAGUCAACCAACAUUGCAGAUCAACGGAGAAGAGCCUGCCCCAGGUGAUACUGGCAACAAUGACUCGGGAUCAAUAGCUUCGACGCGCAAGUCGCUGCACCAGAACAUCAUUGGCAAGCUCCGCCCUUUGCCGUUCCAGUACCAUUGGACAAUCUGGUAUGAUAAACAUACGGACUCCAGCAAUUACGAUAACAGGCUCUAUGUUCUGUAUGAAGACGUUGCAGACAUCGCAACAUUCUAUCGCGUCUAUAAUAAUUACCCCUGGGAUAAAAUCAGACUGCGGGAUACCGUUCACAUUUUCCGAAAAGGCGUGAAGCCUGUGUGGGAGGAUCCAGAGAACCUCAAGGGUGGAUGCUGGACGUUCCGUGUACCCAAAGCUAAGGCACAAGAGUUUUUCCAUGAGAUCGCUAUUCUGUGCAUGGCGAAUGAGUUUCAGGCUGCACUUGAGAAAGAGCAUGAUCACGUUCUGGGUGUCUCGACUUCAAUUCGUUUCAAUUCCCACCUGAUCUCUGUAUGGAACAAGCUUGGGUCCAACCAGCGCGCAAUCAAAGCAUUGGAAGAAACCAUUAUCGACCGGUUGUCACCAGAGUUGCGACCCGCAGGAGGCAAUUCAUAUUUCUACAAACGACACGAUGAGCACGACGGUUACCAGCAGGCAGUUGAAGCUUCCAAGAACCAGCCCGGGAAGAAGGUCGAGACUCAAGACGAAAAGAAGGAUGCUCAUGCAAGCAUUGCUGCGUAG